Molecule: messenger RNA, 1862 nt
Organism: Ipomoea nil (Japanese morning glory)
Lineage: Eukaryota; Viridiplantae; Streptophyta; Magnoliopsida; Solanales; Convolvulaceae
Exons: 2
Coding region: 465-1625 (386 amino acids)
Biological process (GO): protein N-linked glycosylation; N-acetylglucosamine metabolic process
Cellular component (GO): membrane
Molecular function (GO): beta-1,4-mannosylglycoprotein 4-beta-N-acetylglucosaminyltransferase activity
Source: RefSeq, a predicted model, not a curated record
CGUUUCGUUAAGUUUAGGAAUUCCGAAAUUUCCAAUAAAUUUCUCUAUCAUACUUCCGUAUUUAAUAACUGCUUUCUCUGUCCUCAUUCCUCAAUGGCUGUAAGAGCGAGGAGGUGUGUGUAUAUAUAUAGAGAGAAGAAUCAGAGAAAGAAGUAGAAGAACCCACGAAAGUGCCUUUAAUUUCAGCGUUUCCCGAACUGUCACUCGAUAAGAUAUAAGAAGAUAAGCCUCUGAGUUUAUUGGGAAUGACUGGUUGAUUCUCAAGGAAAUCUUCUCUUUCGUAUUCUGUGUGGGGUUUUAUAAGGUUUUUCCAUCUUCCCUUCUCUCAUGGUCGAUUUUUGCAUAUUCUUAUUGAUAUGAAAGACAGAAUUUAGCAAUGAAAUUGGAGGAACCUGGAAAGGAGUGGAGAUAUGUAUAUGUAAUAUAAGCAGGGAAACGUUUUGUUUAAAGGCAUUUCUGUAAGGAUGGCUGAUGGGUAUUACACCUCUAAGAAGAGUGAUGAUGUGUGUGAAGAUGUUUGUGGCCAGGCUUCUCCUGGAGCACCAACCAUGGCAAGAGUAGUUUGCUUGCUCAGAGGAUUGGAUAUAAAAGCCAUUUUCUUUUUGUUUGUGAUUGUUCCAACAUGCAUGGUUGGCAUAUAUGUACAUGGGCAGAAGAUUACCUAUUUCUUCCGACCACUCUGGCAAUCUCCCCCGAAGCCUUUCGUUCAUUUAACUCACUAUUAUCACGAGAAUGUGUCGAUGGAGAGUCUUUGCAAUCUUCACGGCUGGGGCAUUCGGGAAUAUCCGAGGCGUGUCUUUGAUGCAGUUCUAUUCAGUAACGAGGUAGACAUGCUUAAGAUCAGAUGGCAAGAGUUGUAUCCUUUCAUCACGCAAUUUGUUCUUCUCGAAUCAAACUCGACUUUCACCGGGUUGCACAAGCCUUACUUUUUUGCAAAUAACCGCGAGCAGUUUGGCUUUGUUGAGCCCCGGCUGACCUAUGGAGCGUACGGGGGAAGGUUUAAGAGAGGCGAAAAUCCAUUUAUUGAAGAGGCGUAUCAGAGAGUUGCCCUCGACCAGCUUCUCGGGAUAGCUGGUAUAGAAGACGAUGAUUUGCUGAUUAUGUCGGAUGUUGAUGAGAUACCCAGCAGGCACACGAUCGAUUUGUUAAGGUGGUGUGAUGAAAUUCCCCCGGUUCUUCAUCUCCAACUGAAGAACUAUUUGUAUUCGUUCGAAUUUCAAAUCGAUCAUGUCAGCUGGAGAGCUUCAGUCCAUACGUAUCAGAGAAAGAAGACGAGAUUUGCACAUUUUCGCCAGUCCAACUACCUCUUCUCGGAUUCAGGUUGGCAUUGUAGCUUUUGUUUCCCCCACAUUUCGGACUUCAUAUUCAAGAUGAAAGCCUACAGCCACAACGACAGAGUGAGGUUUUCGCAUUUUCUGGACCCGAAAAGAAUUCAAGACAUCAUCUGCCGCGGAGCUGACUUAUAUGACAUGCUUCCCGAGGAAUUCACAUUCAAGGAUAUCAUUGGGGGGAUGGGACCUAUCCCUCAUUCUUAUUCAGCAGUUCAUCUUCCUUCUUAUCUUCUGAACAAUGCAGACACUUACUCAUAUCUUUUGCCUGGAAAUUGCCAGAGAUUAGGUGGCUAGGCAUGCUUGUACAGUUCUGUAAGAGCAUUUUUCUUAACAUGGGAGGGGUCAUUGAUCUGGUGGCAUGAAGUAUUCUUCUAUACAGUUAAGACAACCAACCCUAUAUAUAUCCAACUUAGGAGAUCUUUCAGGUGAAAUUCUUAAACUCAUAUUGUUGGUGUUCUUUCAAGAAGACAAGGGUCCUGUUUGGUACAUAGUUAGAUUAUUAAUCAAUUUUGGUUUAUUUAACCAUUAUUA